CGCGGUAGGCGCCGCCGCCGCGGCCGCUGCCGCCCACCGCCCGCCGCCCACCGCCACCCCUCGUAGCCGCCUAAACAUGACUCCGCCUCCGUUAUAACCCCCCGCCCCUCCGCCUCCGCCUCCACCCCCCACCCCCGCCUCGCCAUCGACGCCAUGGCCCCGCCUUCUCCCCCCGCCCACGCGGCCCGGCGCGUGCCGCCCCCGUGCUGGACCCCCGAGGAGACCGUCGCGCUCGCGCGCGCCUACACCGCGCGCCGCCUCGCCGUCGGCCGCGCCCACCUCAGCUCCGCCGACUGGGCCGCCGUCGCCGCGGCCGCCACCCCGUCCAAGACCGCCAGGCAGUGCCGCCACAAGGUCGAGAAGCUCCGCCGCCGCCUCCGCUCCAAGCGCCGCCGCCCUUGCCCCAUCCUCGACGGCAUAGAUCUGCUCGACGACCCUUCGUCGUCCCCCUCGCGCUCCCACUCCCCGUCCCCGCCGCCGCCCGCCUCCCCGCUUCCCCCCUCUCCCUCCCCGCCCAAGAAGAGGAGGCGGCCCGAUCCCGAUGAAGAAGGGUAUUAUGCCGGGGAGAGCGACGUGGUGCAGGCGGUGAGGGCGAUCGGAGAGGGAUUCGUGCGCGCCGAGCUGAGGAGGAUGGAGGCGGCGAGGGAGUCGCAGCGGAUGCGCAUGGAGAUGGCCCUGCGGCACCUCGACGCGCAGCGCCGGCUCCUGGACGGCCUCGUUGGCCGCAUCGUCGACGCGUUGGAAUGAAGCGGCGGCGCGGCAAAGGUGUCCCCUCCUUUCAAGAUCUUUCGUGCUUUCUCCUGGUUACACACUCCCUGGCGAGUUGAGGUGUUUAGAGCUACGUCCUUCAUAUACUCCAUGUACCUGUGAUGGUCUGAUGGAUCCUGGUUGUCUCAUCACAUAGAUGUAGAUGCGUAGAGAGCAAAUCCUGCUGCUUUUACUGUCUUCUGUAUAGUUGUCUGGCCGAGUGGAAGCACUUCUUAUGGGAAAGAAAUGGAUCUUGAGUUUUCUUCA
This is a messenger RNA of Triticum urartu, 1014 nucleotides long. RefSeq lists its product as uncharacterized. The record is from RefSeq and is a predicted model, not a curated record. Lineage: Eukaryota; Viridiplantae; Streptophyta; Magnoliopsida; Poales; Poaceae.